Molecule: messenger RNA, 2730 nt
Organism: Recurvomyces mirabilis
Lineage: Eukaryota; Fungi; Ascomycota; Dothideomycetes; Mycosphaerellales; Teratosphaeriaceae
Exons: 1
Coding region: 1-2730 (909 amino acids)
Biological process (GO): mRNA processing
Cellular component (GO): exon-exon junction complex
Molecular function (GO): mRNA binding
Source: RefSeq, a predicted model, not a curated record
AUGGCAGCAGGACGCCCUCACAGAUCGCUGGUGGGACGCAGGAGACGCGUGGAUGAGGAAGGGGAGGAGGACGACGGCCCGAUCAUCGUCAACGACUCGCAGAGUGAAGGCUCCGUCCUCAGCGAAGUCGACGAGGAUGAUACGACGAGUCUUAGCGGGUCUCCGGUGCCUGCUGAGCCAACUGGGGCAGAUGCGGGAGAAGACCGGGCCGAGUCAAGUAUUACUAACGGCGCAAAGGCUGGGAAGAAGACGAAGCGGAAGAAGAAGGCGCGGAAGGAGAGGGAGAAGGAGCAGUCUGUCGAGGAGGAGACGGUCGAGCCUUCCACAUCAGAGUUCAAGCCGAUGGCGGACACGGAGGCCAUGAUGAAUGGGUUGCGGAUCGAGGAGGGCGCAAAGGAUCAAGAGGUCGUGGACUUUGAGACGAUGGAGCGACAAGAAACACCAAGCGCAGUGCCUACAAAACCACGAGGCCAAAACGGCAGUGCAGAGACAGCGGUUCAGCGACAGCGGAGAGAGCACGAAGAAUACCGGAAGAAGCGGGAUGCUGACCCGGCAUUCGUGCCCAAUCGCGGCAACUUCUUCAUGCACGAUACUCGGGGUCAACAGAACGGCCAGCCCCCGAAUAUGAUGCGCGGAGGGUUUAUGGGACGGGGACGCGGCCGGGGAGGUAUGCCAAUACCCACACCUACAUCUGGACCCUUUUCGCCUGCGAACUCAGCGCCGCCAACGGAACGCCCUGCCGAACAAGCGUGGAAACAUGAUUUACACGAGACGAUCAACGAGGAAGCUAUCCCGACCGCUACGAACGGGAAUGGAAACGAUGCCAAGCUCCAGCAAGAACAAUCCGAGUCCGCCCGCCUAUUCCCCAAACCCACCGCGCCACCCCUCCAACAACAACACCAACAACCGCGAACCCUAAACUUCUCAACCACCACCCUCGUCGGCCGCGUCCAGAUCCGCGUCCUCCUCCCCGGACCCCACCAGCACAAACCCAUCACCUUCUCCGAAGUCCCCUGGAAACACUACCUCCGUCUCCCCAACCACCGGCCUCCCUUACGCAGAGACAAACCCGUGCGCGUCUCGCUUCCGGACAGACCACCGCAUUAUAUCUUCCCUUCUUCCGAUCGGAGUUUUAUUUUUAUUCCACGACAACAACGCCAGGGUCAGUUUGGGAUUAGUCAAAAUCCACAUCAUCAGCAUCAGCAUCAUCGGGGUUCGUAUCAGCGGGCCUCUGUUGCUGGAGGCGGAGGGCAGGGUUACUCGAGUCGGAGGACGAGUGUUUAUGGAGGCAGCUUUUACGCUUCCAGUGUAGCGGCUAGUCGACGUUCGUCGAUCGCGGGCAUCAAUCGCGGGGAUGCUUUCUCCCCGACUUCUUUCGCUAGUGGGAUGCCGUCGUCUAAUAGGCCGAUGGUUAGACUUCCGCACCCUGGGUACCAACAAGGGGGACAUUAUUCCGGCACUAUCACCCCUUCUAACCAGAUGGGUAUGGGUAUGGGCAUGGGUAUGGCAAUGAGUCUAUCAGGCCUCCACACCCCCACCAACGGCGGUGAUGGUAGUGGAUAUCCCGCGCAUAUGCAAAUGCACACUUAUCCCCUCCCGCAACAACCGGCGUUUCAGGGUACGCCGACGAGUACCAUGCACCAGCCGCGACCGCAGAAGGCGAUUUCAGUCAGUGGGAUCGAGAGCCCGGCGCUCCUUACGCAGGUGCCGAGUAAUGAGGUUUUGGCUGUGCCGCAGCAGCAGCAGCCUUUUGAGGGACAGUUGCCUGUCGGAUUUGGUCAGGGGCAGGGGCAGGGGCAGCAGACCCCGAUGUGGCAGGGUCAGGGCCAGCUGCAGCAGCAGCCGUAUUUCGAGCCAAGGGGACAAUUUGGAUAUUCGGGUAUGCAGCAGCAGCAACAAGCACCGUCGUAUGGUCAGCAGCAGCAACAGCAGGCUGGAACGCCACUCUCCGGGAUCCCGGAACAGGCUAUUCAUGCUCCUUCUUUCCUGCCUCCGCCUCCUCAGCAGCAGCAACAACAGAUGGGUUAUCAUCAAUCACAGGGGUUUUAUCCGCAGUUCCCGCCUCAGCAGCAGCAAUUUUUCUAUCCGCCUCAGAUGGGUGGAGAGGGGUAUGGGAAUAUGGGGAUGGGGAUGGGGAUGGGUGGUGGAAUGGGAUAUGUGCCCCCGCAUCAGGCAAUGCAGAUGCAGCAGGUAAAUGGUAUGUCCUCGAAUGGAGAGCAAGGGGGUUAUCAGCAGAUGUCUGGACAGGGGUACGAGCAGCAUGUCCCCCCUUCUGCGCCCACGGACGGGCAAACAGAUCAGCAGCAGCAGUCUUCUGCGCCUGCUUCAGGCUCGAAUAUGCUGGCCCGUGAACAGAACGGCAUGGUCUUCUAUGUUCCCCGCUCCGACGUCCCGGACCAACAACAACAACAACAGACGCACCAACAACCGAAUUCUCCCCAACCUCCUCAGCAGAAUGGCAGCAGCAGCAAUAGUGCGCACGUUACCCCUCUCGCGCCUUCCUCAGACCAGAGUGCUGGAGCGCAAAGGGACUACCAACCCGCCGAAUCCUUCGUCCCGGCUUACGCACUUCCUGGGCUGGCCCCGAUGUCGGACCCAGGAAUGGAUAUGAUGGCUGGAAUGCAAGGGCAGGGUCAGAAUUGGUAUUAUGGUCAGGCGCCGAUGCAGAUGCAUGAUCAAGGACAGCAGCAGGGGCAGCAACAGCAACGGGGGCAGGGGAUGUAUUACUAG